UGUGAGUAGCUUCCCUUUAGUGAUAACAUGGCGUCGUCCAGCUUUGCUAAAUCGUUCGGAUCAUUCGUUCCCAGCCCUUUGUGGGGAAAUGGUCCAGGUCCAGGCCAGUUUUACAGUUUUCCAGGGAACAGUACCUUGAAUCAAAAUACUGGCAGCCAAAGGACCUUAGCUCCAGCAGUGACAACAACAUCAGUCCUGGGCAUCAAAUUCAAAGAUGGUGUUGUGCUGGCAGCUGAUAUGUUGGGCUCCUAUGGGUCCCUUGCCAGAUUUCGUAACUGCUCUCGUCUGCUGAAUAUUAAUCAGCAGACAGUUCUUGGUUCUAGUGGGGACUUUGCAGAUUUUCAGUUCUUGACCUCUAUCGUUGAGCAGCGUGUAAUUGAGGAGGAGUGCCUAGAUGAUGGCUUCAAGUAUACUCCAUCAGGCUUACACUCUUGGCUCACACGUGUCCUUUACAACAGACGAAGUCAGUUCAAUCCUUUAUGGAACACAUAUAUUGUUGGAGGAAUGGAAGCAGAUAAACCAUUUCUAGGCUAUGUUAACAUGAUUGGAAUUGCAUAUGAGGCAGACACAGUGGCUUCAGGAUUUGGUUCAUACCUUGCAUUGCCUAUGCUUCGUGAUGCACUGGAGAAGAACAAGAACCUAGACGAGAAGCAAGCUGUUGAUGUAAUACAGCGAUGCAUGAAGCUGUUGUUCUACAGGGAUGCCAGGUCAUUCGACAAGUAUGAAAUUGCGAUUGUGACCAAAAAAGGAGCAGAGAUUCAAGGACCCCUGACAGUUGAAGCAAAUUGGGACAUAGCACAUGCUGUCUCAGGAUAUGAGUGAAACUUCACACUGAAGUUAUUUUAGCAACUUUAAGACAUUUAUUUGUAUUGACCAUCAGCUGUAUGUUAAUACCUUGUGUCAUGCUUCCUGUGAACAGUGAACUGGCAAGUUUCCUUUACUCACUAGGAUUAUUCCUUUCUUCCUCUCUGGGCUGUCUCACGGAACCAUAAAAUGUGGUACCAUAUGUAAAAAUGUCAUGUUAUACCUACAAUCAACAAGAACAUAGCAUCACUGAAAAUAUAUAGUUUUGAGUAAAUGCUGCUUGCAUUUUUUUUUUUUUUUUAGUUAUGCAGUUAAGCUUUGUCGAGGGCACCAUUCAUUUAUCCCAGACAAUGAGGGUACCAUUUUGGGUAAUCACAGAGUAUUUUGCAGGGAAUCUGUUUUUUAACUGGGGAGGAAGGUAUUUUAAAAUAUUGAUUUAUAUUUAUAUUGUGAGAAUUUCAGUUAUAUUAAAAAAUUUAAAGUUGAACACAACAGUUUGGAAAGUCUGAUCAUCUUUAAUAAACCAUAUGAUAAAACU
This is a messenger RNA of Pomacea canaliculata, 1342 nucleotides long. RefSeq names its product proteasome subunit beta type-4-like. The transcript has 7 exons. The record is from RefSeq and is a predicted model, not a curated record. Gene Ontology annotation, cellular component: proteasome core complex. Lineage: Eukaryota; Metazoa; Mollusca; Gastropoda; Architaenioglossa; Ampullariidae. The coding region runs from base 28 to 822 and encodes 264 amino acids.